Molecule: messenger RNA, 2316 nt
Organism: Wyeomyia smithii (pitcher-plant mosquito)
Lineage: Eukaryota; Metazoa; Arthropoda; Insecta; Diptera; Culicidae
Exons: 4
Coding region: 292-2214 (640 amino acids)
Source: RefSeq, a predicted model, not a curated record
UUUCAAUUUGUCUUCAUAAUUUCACCAUCACUGCUUUACAGUGAAAAGUAACCUCGUUGUAAUUUCUACGUGACGAUUGCGUUAUCGAAUUUAGCCAAUCAGCAGCCGGUUCAAAUUGGUUGGAUGUAACGGUGACCAGCUGUCACGUCUUGUCUUCCCGAUCAACGUCACCGCGUCAUAGCGAUCGUCACCAUUUCGUACAGAUAUUUAUUUAUGAUCAAUGUGCUAAAGGUAACCAUCAUACCCAGUCCGUCAUUCAUAACAGAUAGAGGAUAAUAAACAUUUUUUAAAAUGCUAGGAGUUUUACCAAGAGUUUUAAAAAAACGGCAAAGAGUAUACAGGCGAAAAUUCAAAGAACCACAAUUAGAAACGACUGUCUUACCGGGACAUUCAAAGUGUAUCUCCGUUAAUCUAUUAGUAAAUAAUGCUGCUUACGAUAGAGAAACGAGAUCACCAUCAAAUUACCAUUCUUCGGACGAAUUCAUGGAUGUGGAUUAUUUGGACGAAGCCUUCGAAGAUAUAGAGUGUCAAGUUCUUAACAUGAUCAUAGAAAAUAAACUUUCUGUUGACCCUGAUCGUACUCCAAGUGUCCAAUUGGCCGCAGAAUUAAGUGCUUGGGCUUCAAAAUAUAGCGUUCCUUUGGCCGGUGUCUCUGAUUUACUCAAGAUUUUGAAGCAGAGUGCUGGACUGUACUUACCCAAUGAUGCGCGUACUCUUCUGAAAAUUCCAAGAAAGUCAAACCUUCGGAAAAUAUGCAAUGGAGAAUAUAUUCACAUGGGUGUAGCGGAAUUUUUGAGGCGGUUUAAUUUGAUCGAUUAUAUUGAAGAAGGACAUCCAGUUAUAUUAUCUAUUUCGGUGGACGGAACCCCAGUUUCAAAAAGUGGGGCCAAUGAUUUGUGGAUUAUAUCAGGAGCUGUUCAUACUGAGGAAUUCAAACGACAUGUAUUUAUCGUCGGUAUUUUCAACGGACCAUCAAAACCUACAUCUUUCAAUACAUUCCUUGAAGAAUUCGUCGAUGAAAUCAAUGGAUUGCUUUCCACAGGUUUUCACAAAGACGACAGGGUGUAUCCUGUGAAACUAAAAUAUUUCACCGCAGAUGCACCGGCAGUAGCUUACAUAAAAAGUAUCAAGUCUCACGGAGGAUAUUCAGCUUGUCCAAAGUGCGAAACACGAGGAACGAACAUUCCUGGCUCAAGAAAAAUAGUAUACCCCGAAGUCGAUGCACCUGUGCGUACCGACAUGAAGUUCAGACGAAGAAUAUCGAAGAAUAACCAAGACUGCCAUCACCUCUCAACAGAGCAUACGAUUCUAGAAAAUCUACCGAUUGAUAUGAUUAAAGACUUUGUGAUUGAUAAAAUGCACGCUGUGGAUGAAGGUGUCUGUGGGAAAAUUCUUAUUGCAUUCACAGGUAAGGCAAAUCCACAAAAGUUGACGAAGGACAAAAUAAAUAAGAUUGAUGAUCGUAUCAAGGAAUGUACAAAAUUUUUUCCGAUGGAAUUCCAGAGGAAAUUGAGGACUCCCAAUUAUAUCUCAAAAAUGAAAGCAACUGAAUUCCGGAGUUUCCUGUUGUAUGCAGGGCCAGUUUUAUUCCAUCAAAUAAUUCCAAUGAACACAUACUUACAUUUUUUGAGGUUUUCUAUCGCAAUACGUAUUCUUUGUUCCCAAUUUCUAAAUCUGAAGUACAACAAAACUGCGAAAGCGAUGCUCACCUCAUUUGUUGUAACAUAUCCUGAGCUAUAUGGAUUAGACACAGUAUCGUAUAAUGUACACGUACUAUUACACCUAGCAGAUGACGCCUAUUUACAUGGGCCUUUGGAUUCUUAUAGCUGUUAUCCUUUCGAAGCGAACAUAAAAAAGAUAAAGCGAUACUUACAUGCUCAAAAUAAACUCUUACAGCAAAUAUUCAAUAGACUCCAAGAGGAACUGAAUUCCGUUGCUGUUACGAAAGCUGCAAAUAAUACUCUCAAAUUGAGUCAUUUUGUAUACAAUCUUGAUAGGUUUUAUAGAUUAACCUAUCCAAACUUCACAAUUCGUGCAGAUAGCAUUAGUGACAAUUGCAUAAUGUGGAAUGCUCCAGACGGAAUUGUUAUUUUGCGGGUGAUUUUCUUCGAGAAAAAAGAUGAGAGUAUUUAUGUCACUGGACAACAGCUCGAAGUGAAAGAAUCACUGUGUAGUUCAAAAUGGACUUUGAAACUAAACAUGCUAAUAGGCUGAUUUGGAAACAACUCAAAAACAUAUCCUCUGCAUUCAUCAAUAACAAAAAUGGUUUGUCUUCCAUAUAAUCUGAAUAACUGUGAUUAUUUCGUAGCACCAAUG